CUUUCUGAUUGGUCAGAGCUCGAGAACAGUCUAUUCUUAUUGGUCCGUGCACAUACACACGCCGCGCGGGCGUUUAAACAGAGAAUUGGAACGAAGUCGAUAGUUAUCGAGCAAGAUCUAUGCCGAACAAGUUUGCUGUUAGCUGUCAAGAUCAUUUUAAAUAGCAUUUUUUCUGGUAAUGAUGAAAGUGGAGUGAGAAGGCCAAUCAGCGUGAACUGUGGGAAGUAUCAUCUUGAUAUUCUGUGAAUGUUAAUCUGUACGUUACCCUGAUGUUGGAUGCAGCGAUCCUUCAUGUCAUCAGAAUGGUUCUACAUAUCCUUGGAAAUGCUACAAAUGUUCCUCCGGCCAUCGGAGCAGAGGGAGAACGUCCCAAGAAGAAGCGGAGGAGGAGGAGUCUUGUCAGAGCUAUAGGAUCUAGUCUUCCUUUGGCCCCAAUACAAAGAGUACACUUCCAGAUAUUCCGUCGAUCUGACCCUCCAAUAUCCCGUCAUCAAUUCUACGAAGAUGAUUGUGAGCCGGCCUUUAUCCCUUCCCUAUCAGAUCUACCCUGGAUCGUUAUGGCAACACCAGACAAAGAUAUUAGGUCUAGGUCUGAAUACCGUCCAGUCAAGAACAAGAAGAAGCGACGCAUCACAAUGACUGUCCGUCCCCUUAACCACACCCCGCCCAAAUAUUCCACAAGCCCCUCCCCUCGACUCACCCCCAGCACCCUGUCACCUCUCCCAUUCACUACAGAGCUACAGACACCACCUCAACAGGGUUCACCCUGGUCAAAGGACGUUGACCCCGCUGGAAAGGUUGAUGACCCUGUAGCCCAGAAGAAGAUAUCUGCAUUAGAAACAGAGCUAGAGAAACUGAGAUCACAGAUUGCUAUGAUUGUCACCAUGCAAUCACAGCUCCCACAGCAAGCAGAUCCAACUCAAACUCCCUGCACACCUGUUAGUCGGAUGAGCAUAGCACCGAUGUCUACGAUCCCCCCUCCGCCACCCCCACCGUCGUUUGGGGCUGCCCCUCCCCCUGCACCACCCCCAUGUGGGGCACCCCCGCCUCCACCUCCUCCUCCCCCACCAGUCGCAGCACCUAAACUCUCAGCUAUUGAUCUCAUUAAACAGAAUAGGAAUAAAAACAAGAGCAAACCAAACACAACAGGAUCAUCUGAGGGUAUGCCAAACAUGGCUGAUGUUCUAAAGGGAUUAGGAACGGUCAAAUUAAAGUCAGUAGCAAGGUCGCCCGGUGGUACUCCAAUCAGGAAAGCUCCCAAACCUUCAGAUGCCAACGAUCCAGCGUCUAUCAUCGCUCGGGCCCUCAAGAAGAAGUUUGCUCAAGCUAGACUCAGCUGCAGUCCAAUAGCAGCGAACAAAGAGAAUAUCAACACCUCAGGAUCACCCUUGGCUAAGUGCAGUCCUGUCAGGCAUGCCAGUCCAAAGUUUGGACAGCAUUUGCUGAAAUCUUCAAAUAGAGCACAGCCAAACAUCAGGCAAUCCCGUCCUCUUUCAGACAUCAACGCAUGAAGGACACUAUUAAAGAUGAAAGCAACAGUACGUCCUUACUCAUUUGAGCUCUCAGAGCUACCGCGUAUGUUGUGUUUGGUCGCUUUUUGUCUUGGGUAAAGUGUACCAUUGACCAGCCAUUAGAAAAUAAACUGUUUAUAUUGCCUGUAAAGCAAUAUUAUCAUCAGUAUCUGGGAAAUCUGGAUACUAGUCACAUGCUUAUAUGCCCAGUAUGAUGAAGAGAAAAGCAUUGGAAACAUACUUGGCAUUGAAGCUGCAAGAGCUCAUUGUUUACCUUCAUUUUCUUUUUACACUUACAUGAAGUCCACACUUUGACCCAUAUCCCUGGGCUCCGUUGUCUAAUAGUUACUAUUAUUCAUGGUAACUUUUACGCGACGGGGCCAAGAUAUGAGUAUGGUACACUUCAAUGACAAAGCAUGGACUAAGAGUAAAAGAAAAAAAAAAUGAUUGAGAGAGGAGGGGAGGGGGGAUAAAGAGAAAGAGAGCAAAAUGGAAAAGAAGAUAACAGUAGCGAGAGAAAUAGAAAGAGAUAAAAAGGGUGGGAGGGUAGAGUGAGAGAAAAAUUAAGAACAAACUGCAAUUCUCAGAACUUUAUAGUAUCCAACCUAUAAGUUUGUUCAAAUAUGAACCAACCAGGUAUUGAUAAGUUCAAGUAUAAACCUACCAACUAUUUUACAAAUUUACAUGCUAAAUGAAAUGGGAUCUUUUUAACCAAUUGUUCCGUUGGUAGGUUAAUAACAAAUGUAUAACAAUAUCUGAAAGUGCCUUACUUGAAUGUGUCAAGAAAAAGAGAGGAUCAGUGUGACCGAGAUUUGAUGGCGCUAGUAAAUAGCCAAGAUGCUCUGUUUUAUCCAUCAACACCUUUAUUCUUUAAAGGAGAAUGAAACUCUUGGAGCAAGUUAGCUUUUGUGAAAGCAGAAAAAUCAAAGAAUAAGAUCAACAAAAGUUUGAGUAAAAUAGGACUAGCAAUAGAAGAGUUAUGAGCAUUUGAAUGUCGAGAUCACUAAUGCUAUGGAGAUCCUCCCAUUGGCAAUGCGACCAAGAUCUAUGAUGUCACAGAUGAACAACUCUCCCCUUUUGGACACUGAAAAUAUACCCCAAAAUAUCUCGUUUUGCUCAUUCUAACCAUAUGACAAACGAUUCAUCAAUGAUAUAAUGUUGUGAAACCUCUGUACUUGUCCUAUCAUAAAGAGAACACCUCACCUUGUGAUAGACUCUAUAAAAGUGAGAAUAUAAGUGAAAUAAGUACUAAAGUAAUGAGGGAGUUGUACGUGUGUGACAUCACAGAUCUUGGUCGCAUUGCCAAUGGGAGGAUCUACAUGGCAUUAGUGAUCUCAAUAUUCAAAUGCUCAUAACUUUCUUAUUAUUCAUUCAAUCUUCCUCAAACUUUCAACAAUAUGUUUCUUUGAUUUUUCUCUUUGAUAUGGAUUCAGCUGGUUUCAAGGGUUUCAUUCUCCUUUAACUGUUUUCAUCAUGUAAUGUCUGUUAUUCAUUUGAGUUGGAGAAUUUAAACAAAUAAAUUUUAUAUUUUAUCAAUUUGAUCCCUUUUAAACUUUUUAGCUCUCAUUACACCUGUUUCUUUUUAACAUGGAUUAUGCAUCUGAGAUGGCCUUACCAUAUUAUUCCAAAGAACUCAAUCGCCUACUAAUUUUACAGAAUAUUAAAGUCAGAAAAAAACUACACCUCACAAACCGGCAAUUUACUGAAAAACCAUGUCCCAAACACAAGACUCUUUUAUGUUCUGAAAGUGUAUCUUUAGAAUAGUGUGAUACCAUUUUUAUGUGGUAUAUCUUUACACUUUGUUAAUAAAGAUGUAAAAGCCCCCCCCCCCCCUGGUGUUUAUGACAUCUUUUCUUCAUUGAACUGGAUAUUAACAUGAUCUAAAAUGCCUGAUAACGGAUAAAUUCUGUAUGGGUUACAUUACAAAUAUCAACUGUCAAUAGAGGAUAUUUCUGGGCUUGUGUACAGCAAUAUUGUUGAGCAAACCCGUUUUUGGUUCACUAAAUUUUUUUAACUUCUCAGAAUGUGCCUUUAUCAAUCAAACUAGUGCACAGAACAAUUUAUUUUUCUAUUUUGUUAUGUUCAAGCAUAACUAAGCAUUACUGGGUUUGCAUUUUGAUUUGAGCAGUGUUUUGUGUAAUUCAAAGAGACUGUAAGAUAGAUACGUUUCAACAAAUGUUUUAUAUGAUAAAAACAGAAAGAUAGAGACAAAUAUUGACAAAGGUUUGACGAUUAUUGAAAAGGAUACUUGAGAUUUUUAUAUUUUGACAUAUAUGUGAGCAGCUGCCUCAUACAUGUAGGUUGUGUAAUGUAAAUUCUGUAAUAUCUCAAUUUUAAUUAUGGAUGACUGAAUAUAAUUUUUCUUGUAGAAGUGGGUAUGAAAUUAUGUGUCUAAUGAUAUAUUGAACGCAGCAGUAAAAACAUUCUCUCUUUUUUUGAGAAAAAAACAUUUUAUGGAAUUCAUAUCACAUGACACAAGGUUUCUACUUCCAUGUGACAUCAUAAAGUAAAAACAUGCUUUUUAUUCUUUGACAGAAUUUACAAAACCUUCGUAUUUUUUCAUCUGCUUUUAUUUAAAACCAAACUUUACAUCCUUGUGAAUUUCCCCUUCAAACGAACAUAAUCUACCAUCAAAGUAUUGAAAAUGUUUAUAAAUGUGCAUUGUUUGUUUGAGUUAUCUGACAUUGGCCUGAAUUCAUGAAGCUACACUGUAUUUCACACCAUGUCUUAUGCAGAUUUUUAUGCAUUGAUUAUUCUUUAUUCUCACCGUGUGGGUGUUUUAUAAAGCCGUUUGCAAAUUACGAGCGAUUUUACAACGACUGGUGAUCUUUUCUUAGGAACAAAAAUCAACGUCAAUGGAAAUCUGGUGGGUAUCAUUUAGCUCAAGAAGGGAUCACCGGUCUUUUGUAAAGUCGGUUGUUAAUUCACAAACACCGGGAAUACCGAGAAAGGGCCUAGUAAUCUAUGCACACUUCUAUCACAGCAUGGUAUUGAAAUUGACGCUUGUUACUAAGCAUUACUAAUGUAAAUAAAUUAACAUAAAGUGAACUUGUUAGAGAGAAAAAAAGUUGGUUCUUUAAUGCUGUAAUCUUAGUUACAAGCAUGAAUUUAGCGUGCUGCAAUUUUAGCUCCUUAGUUAUGGGACGCUUUUCUCAAACGCUCUGAAUUAAUCAUAAUGAGUUCAUGAAAUCUGCAUAAAUCAUGGUUUCAAACCACAGAUUUUAAAAUCACCUUUGUGAAUUCAGACCAUUUUGUUUACUCCUUGUUGAAUUUAUCACCGUUUUGUUUUAUUGUUUGAAAUGCAGGAUUAUUCAUCUGUACAUUUUCAUGUCCACUCAAAAGAAAUAAGAAACUUUUAUGUUGUAAAUAUUUCUGAUAUCUUAAUAAAUAACUUGAUAAUUUUAA
Molecule: messenger RNA, 4916 nt
Organism: Lytechinus pictus (painted urchin)
Lineage: Eukaryota; Metazoa; Echinodermata; Echinoidea; Temnopleuroida; Toxopneustidae
Product: mitochondrial fission regulator 1-like
Exons: 9
Coding region: 270-1511 (413 amino acids)
Biological process (GO): mitochondrial fission; aerobic respiration
Cellular component (GO): mitochondrion
Source: RefSeq, a predicted model, not a curated record